Messenger RNA from Salvelinus namaycush (lake trout), 4419 nucleotides. It is a transcript of the gene epha3, whose product is annotated as eph receptor A3. Gene Ontology annotation, molecular function: ATP binding; transmembrane-ephrin receptor activity; protein binding. Gene Ontology annotation, biological process: cell surface receptor protein tyrosine kinase signaling pathway; protein phosphorylation; axon guidance. The record is from RefSeq and is a predicted model, not a curated record. The coding region runs from base 75 to 3044 and encodes 989 amino acids. Gene Ontology annotation, cellular component: plasma membrane; neuron projection. The transcript is spliced from 17 exons. NCBI's taxonomy places the organism in Eukaryota, Metazoa, Chordata, Actinopteri, Salmoniformes, Salmonidae.
CACAUCAUUCAGUGGCGAAUGCUGCACGGAGUUAUGUACCUCGCGCUGCCUUGCCCUCUGAACUGCCUGCCGUCAUGGAUUGCAAACCGCGCGCGAAACCAAUACUACUUUUUAUUUUACUGUUCAUCUUGUCGUUUAUUCGCUCAGCACUUCUGACCAUCCACCCGUCCAAUGAAGUGAACCUGUUGGACUCCAAAGCCAGCCAGGGGGAGCUGGGAUGGAUAUCCUACCCAUCGCAUGGGUGGGAGGAGAUCAGCGGAGUAGACGAGCACUACACUCCCAUCAGGACCUUCCAGGUGUGUAACGUGAUGGAGUACAGUCAGAACAACUGGCUGAGGACCAACUGGAUCCCCCGCCAGUCGGCCCAGAAGAUCUACGUGGAGCUAAAGUUCACCCUGAGAGACUGUAACUCCAUCCCCCUGGUCCUGGGGACCUGCAAGGAGACCUUCAACCUGCUGUACAUGGAGACAGAUGAGGACCAGGGCAGUCACUUCAGAGAACACCAGUUCUCUAAGAUCGACACCAUCGCUGCAGACGAGAGCUUCACCCAGAUGGACCUGGGGGACCGCAUCCUGAAGCUCAACACGGAGGUCCGGGAGGUGGGGCCUGUUACCAAGAAGGGCUUCUACCUGGCGUUCCAGGACGUGGGGGCGUGUGUGGCGCUGGUGUCAGUCAGGGUCUACUUUAAGAAGUGCCCAUUCAUUGUGAGGAACUUGGCCUCCUUCCCUGACACGGUGCCCAUGGACUCUCAGUCAUUGGUGGAGGUGAAGGGCUCGUGUGUCAAUCACUCCAAGGAGGAGGAGCCACCGCGUAUGUACUGUAGUACAGAGGGGGAGUGGCUAGUGCCCAUAGGGAAGUGUCUGUGUAACGUUGGCUAUGAGGACAGAGGGAGCUCCUGCCAAGCAUGCAGAGCAGGGUUCUAUAAGUCUCUGCUGGGUAACGUCCAGUGUUCUAAGUGUCCACCUCACAGCUUCACCCAUCAUGAGGGAGCGUUACACUGUGGCUGCGAGAAAAACUACUUCCGCGCUGAUGGAGACCCGCCAUCUAUGGCCUGCACACGUCCUCCCUCCGCUCCUCGUAACGUGAUCUCAGUCAUCAAUGAGACCUCAGUGAUUCUGGACUGGUCCUGGCCGGAGGACACGGGAGGUCGUAAGGACGUUACCUUCACCGUGCUGUGUAAGCGCUGCAGGCCUGGCCAGAGGGUGUGUGAGGCGUGUCGCAGUAAUGUGCGGUUCCUCCCCCGUGCUGCAGGCCUGCAGAACACUACCGUAACCGUGGGAGACCUGCUGGCUCACACCAACUACACCUUUGAGAUCGAUGCUCAAAAUGGAGUGUCCCAGUUAGCCCCAACCAUGAGGCAAUAUGCUGCUGUGACCAUCACUACCAACCAAGCAGCCCCUUCUCCAGUGACUGUAAUCAGGAAGGAUCGUACGUCUCGUAACAGCAUUUCUCUGUCCUGGCUGGAACCAGAGAGACCCAACGGCAUCAUACUGGACUACGAGGUCAAAUACUACCAGAAGCAGGAGCAGGAGACCAGCUACACCAUCCUGCGCUCUAAGGGUUGUAACGUGACGUUGGGCGGUCUAAAGGCAGACACCGCCUACCUGCUCCAGAUCAGGGCCAGGACUGCAGCAGGCUACGGAGCCAGCAGCAGGAGCUUUGAGUUUGAGACAAGCCCUGACUCGUUCUCUAUCUCCAGUGAGAGUAGUCAGGUGGUGUUGAUAGCCAUCUCUUCCUCGGUAGCCAUUAUCUUGCUCACCGUCCUCCUCUACGUGGUGAUUGGCAGGUUCUGUGGCUACAGCAAGUCUAAACAGCCUGACGAAAAGAGACUGCACUUUGGCAACGGUCACCUGCGUCUGCCAGGAAUAAGGACCUACGUAGACCCUCACACCUAUGAAGACCCCAGUCAAGCCGUCCAUGAGUUUGCCAAGGAGCUGGAUGCUUCCUGUAUCGCCAUCGACAAGGUGGUGGGAGCAGGUGAGUUUGGGGAGGUGUGCAGCGGUCGUCUGCGUCUGCCCAGUAAGAAGGAGAUCUGUGUGGCAAUCAAGACGCUGAAGGCAGGAUACACCGACAAACAGAGGCGGGACUUCCUGUCCGAGGCGUCAAUCAUGGGACAGUUUGACCAUCCAAACAUCAUCAGGCUGGAGGGAGUGGUCACCAAGAGUAAACCUGUGAUGAUAGUGACUGAAUACAUGGAGAAUGGAUCCUUGGACAGCUUUCUGAAAAAACAUGAUGCCCAGUUUACUGGUAUCCAGUUGGUGGGCAUGCUGCGUGGCAUCGCGUCGGGCAUGAGGUACCUGUCUGACAUGGGUUACGUCCACAGAGACCUGGCCGCUCGUAAUAUCCUGGUGAACAGCAACCUGGUGUGUAAGGUGUCUGACUUCGGCCUGUCCAGAGUCCUGGAGGACGACCCCGAGGCUGCUUACACCACACGGGGAGGUAAGAUCCCUAUCAGGUGGACAGCUCCAGAGGCCAUCUCCUACAGGAAGUUCACCUCGGCCAGCGAUGCCUGGAGCUACGGUAUCGUGCUCUGGGAAGUGAUGUCAUACGGGGAGCGGCCUUACUGGGAGAUGUCCAAUCAGGACGUGAUCAAAGCGGUGGAUGAGGGCUACAGACUGCCUCCUCCUAUGGACUGUCCUGCAGCUCUGUACCAGCUGAUGUUGGACUGCUGGCAGAAGGAGAGGAACAACAGACCCAAGUUUGAACAGAUCGUCAGCAUCCUGGAUAAACUCAUACGCAACCCUGGGAGCCUGAAGAUCACAGCCAACACCUCAUCCAGGCCAGCCAACCUGCUUCUGGACAGGAGAAGUUCUGAGGUGGUUCCAUCGUUGGACACCAUGGGGGAUUGGCUGGACAGCGUGAGGACUCUGCCCUGUAAGGAGGCCUUCUCUGGGGUCAGCUACAGCUCCUGUGACACCCUGCCCAAGACCUCCGCAGAGGACCUAAAGAAGGUUGGUGUGACUAUCGUCGGCCCUCAGAAGAACAUUGUGAGCAGCAUCAAAGCACUAGAGAUCCACAGUAAGAAUGGCCCUGUCCCAGUCUAACCCAACCAAGCCACUAGAGAUCCACAGAUUGGCUGACUGGCUGCCCUCUGGCCCCCGUUCCAUUCUGAAUGAAGCCCUUCUGUGCCCUGUUGCAUUCUAAAUUAAGAACCUCUGGGCCCCGUUCCAAUCUGAAUGAAGCCAUUCUGGGCCCCGUUCCAUUCUGAAUGAAGCCCGUCUGGCCCCCGUUCCAAUCUGAAUGAAGCCCUUCUGUGCCCUGUUGCAUUCUAAAUUAAGCCCGUCUGGGCCCCGUUCCAUUCUGAAUUAAGCCCUUCUGGGCCCUGUUCCAUUCUGAAUGAAGCCCGUCUGGGCCCCGUUCCAUUCUGAAUUAAGCCCUUCUGUGCCCCGUUGCAUUCUAAAUUAAGAACCUCUGGACCCCGUUCCAUUCUGAAUGAAGCCCCUCUGGGCCCCGUUCCAUUCUGAAUGAAGCCCCUCUGGGCCCCGUUCCAUUCUGAAUGAAGCCCUUCUGUGCCCCGUUGCAUUCUAAAUUAAGAACCUCUGGACCCCGUUCCAUUCUGAAUGAAGCCCCUCUGGGCCCCGUUCCAUUCUGAAUGAAGCCCCUCUGGGCCCCGUUCCAUUCUGAAUGAAGCCCCUCUGGGCCCCGUUCCAUUCUGAAUUAAAGCGUCUCCUUUUCAGUUCCUCCCUCCACUCCAGGGAGACCUCUGUGGACGUUUCAAUUACGUUCAUUCCACGAGGGAGCCCUCCCCUUUCGAGGUAUAGUGAUAGGGAAUGAAGGAGGGGAGAGGACGGCUCGUAGUACUUUGGAUUAGAACAGCCCUCUGAUCUCUGUAACAUACAGGAGGAAGUCCCAAACUAAAGGAGGAAGUAGACAUUAGAAAAGUGGUGCAGCGGAGGACAACAGCUCUGAAGUUUGAUGAUGUCACCAUGAUAUCAUGCCCUUACCCUGAAUCCAGGGCAAGCAGUCAGACCGACAGACAGACCAACCCUUCGACACUCCGCACCAUUGCUGAGAUGCCUUACUGAGAACACAGGAAAGGGGGAGAUAACCUGGCCUUGGACCUUAAGGGCAUGAGGAUAAAGGGCUGGAGCUGGGAUUGGAGAACCUGGGACAGCAGGGCCCUGUGUGUGACUUAUCGUGGAAAGGGGCUUGUUGAGAACUGAACCAGUCGUGAUCUGAUCCUGUGGAUUUGACUGACAGUUUUUAAGCUCUGGAGAGGAAAACUUUAAAUGCUUUGAGUAGAACAACGCAGACAGCAGCAGCAACAAUCCACAUCAACCUGGAGCAGACAAAGCAGACCAGGAGACUCCCACCACUGAAGACCCCACUCUCUCUCACAGAGAAGGACUGAUACCACUCUGUGUGUCGUGUGUGUGUGUGUGUGUGUGUGUGUGUGUGUGUGUGUGUGUGUGUGUGUGU